GUCGGAUUUUAUCUCCGUUUUUUAUUUUUUAAAUCGAUUUUAUACGAUAAAUUUAUAUUAACUCAUAAAAUUAUUAGACUUUACAAGUUAAUUCAUUAGUUUAACAAUUACUGAGUAUUUUCACUUUGAUGAUUAGCCUCCAGCCCUUCACAACCCAAUUAAAACUUGAUAGAAUAUACAUGAGGCGCCGUCCACUUUCACAAGCCAUUUAUUCCCCGCAUUUGUCAAUAAAGAAAUAAUCACUCCCUCUUCACAUUUAAUGCCUCCUAAACCCCAGUCGCUGUCCAUUUGCUACCGUUUCUUUUGUUACCCUAACUCCUCCGCCAGAACACCCAUUAACGGUUUUUCGAAAGCAACCGCAACCGCAACCGUCUACCUUCAGAACCGUUAUGUUCAUACCAGCAACGUGUUCGAUGAACUGCCUCACAGAGACCUCUACUCCCUCAACUCUCAACUCGCCUCCUAUUCUCGCGAUGGAAACUUUCUUGCCACAUGGGAUCUCUUCUCUCGCAUUCAUUCUGCAUUUCUUGACCUUGAUGCUUACACCUUUACGCCGGUUCUCCGUGCAUGCUCGGCUUUGCCUGACACGAAGUGUGGCAGACAAGUCCAUGCUGUAAUGAUUAAGACGGGCACGGAUUUGGGAACUAUAGCAAAAACUGCAGUAAUGGAUAUGUAUUCAAAAUAUGGGUGCUUGGGUGAGUCAGUUAAGGUGUUUGAAGAAAUGGAAUUCCGGGACGUUGUGACUUGGAAUGCUUUGGUUUCGAGUUUUUUAAGGCAUGGUCUUGCUAAGGAAGCGCUUGGUGUAUUUAGAGCAAUGAGGAGGGAGAGAGUGGAGAUAACUGAGUUUACACUGUGUUCUGUGCUUAAGGCUUGUGCCUUUAUUAAGGCUUUUCGACAAGGUAAGCAAGUUCAUGGCUUGGUCAUUGUGAUGGGUCGAGAUUUGGUGGUUUUAGGCACUGCUCUUAUUGAUUUUUACUCUAAUGUGGGGUAUAUUAGCGAAGCUAUGAAAGUAUUUUCUUGUUUGAGCUGCAGGAAAGAUGAGGUUUUGCGCAAUUCUUUGAUUGCUGGGUGUGUCAAGCAUAGGAGAUACGAGGAGGCGUUUUUAGUGAUGAGUACUAUGAGACCAAAUGCGGUUGCACUUACUACUGCUCUUGCUGCUUGCUCUGAUAAUUCAGAUUUGUGGACUGGGAUGCAGAUUCAUUGCGUGGCACUGCGAUUUGGAUUUAUUGAAAAUACUCAAGUGUGCAAUGUGUUAUUAGAUAUGUAUGCAAAAUGUGGGAGAAUUUUGAAAUCCAGAUCAAUAUUUGACGGGAUCUGUCAUAAAACUGUUGUUACUUGGACUAGCAUGAUAGAUGCAUAUGGAAGGCAUGGUCAUGGGGAUGAAGCACUCAAGCUGUUUAAAGAGUUGGGGCAAGAAGGAAGUAGAGUCUUGCCAAAUUCUUUGACACUUCUCGCUGUUCUAUCAGCAUGUGGGCAUUCAGGACUAGUCAAAGAAGGCCAAGAACUUUUUAAUUCUGCAAGGGAGAAAUAUGGUCUAGAUCCAAGUCAGGAGCACUAUUCCUGCGUCAUAGAUAUCUUAGGCCGUGCUGGCCAAAUAGAAGAUGCAUGGUGCCUUUUUCAUGAUAUGGUUAAAAAGGGUAUAGGGCCUACAGCUGCAGUGUGGGCAGCACUAGUGAAUGCUUGUUGUCUUAACCUGGAUGUAUCUAGGGGUGAGUUUGCUGCAAAGCAUCUCUUGGAAUUAGAACCAAAUAAUGAUGGCAUUCAUGUGCUGGUUUCAAAGUUCUAUGCAUCCAUUGAUAGGUGGGAUGUUGUGGAGAGCUUGAGAAACAAUAUGAGGAAGAAAGGACUAACUAAAGUAUUAGGUAGUAGCUGGUUAGAUGUUGCAUGAAAUUGCCACUUAACUACAAAUUAGAGCAGAAAAGGGGUGGUUUGAACUUCUUGAUUUUGAUCAAAGAGCAGACUGUUAUUUAUCAAGAAGACUCAGAAAGUGCACCCCUCUCAGGUCUGGCUUUUCCAUUAUUCUAUUUCCACGUGGAAGAUUUCCAUUAAAGCAAUUCAUAGAAGUGAUCAGAUGCAUCUGGUUAAUUACUUGACUGGUCUCGUUUUUGGAGUUUUGAGAUAACGGUGCGGGUUCGGAAAAUUAGUUUCUCAUUUCCAAAACAGUAUUUUUGAAACAAGUAGUCUCCAGACUUAUUCAGCACCUGGCUAACUAGAAUCCACAAAAUAGAGACGAAUUCCUCUCAGGGCUAAUUACAGUUUAUUGGGGCCUAUCAAAUACUUGCUUCUUGUGAACCAUUCUGAAGGCAAAUAUAUCACCGAUCUCAUUCGUCAUCCAUUUUCCAUAAACAGAGAUUCCUGGCAACGAGGGAGAGAAAUGGAUUAUCUUUCGAAGAAUUUCAUUCAGGAUUUGCAGAGAAGACGCGAAGGUUCAAAGAUGCUUCAGAAGAUUCUGAGUAUACUGUUUUGGGAUCUCUUUAAUUAGUUUAGCUCAUCAUUUCUGUCU
Populus euphratica (Euphrates poplar) is the source of this 2503-nucleotide messenger RNA. Its product is annotated as Tetratricopeptide repeat (TPR)-like superfamily protein. The coding region runs from base 260 to 1888 and encodes 542 amino acids. The record is from RefSeq and is a predicted model, not a curated record. Gene Ontology annotation, biological process: RNA modification. The transcript is spliced from 2 exons. Gene Ontology annotation, molecular function: protein binding; RNA binding. NCBI's taxonomy places the organism in Eukaryota, Viridiplantae, Streptophyta, Magnoliopsida, Malpighiales, Salicaceae. Gene Ontology annotation, cellular component: intracellular membrane-bounded organelle.